CUGCUCACUGCUUAACACACUGUUCUCAUUAUUACAUCACUAAUGGCUAAUGUUUCAGAUGUGUUUGUACCUCUGUGUGCAGAUGAGGAAACGAUCGCACUUCAGUCGGAACUGGAGGCUGUGGAGAAGCAGAUCCAGGAUCUACUAGAGAAGCAGUCACGGCUGCGAGAACGAAAAACGGCGCUGGAAACAUCCAGAGCUGACGCUCGCAAAUCCGCGGUAAGUUUUCAUCGCGAUUUUAAUACUCCUUCCACUUCUACUCCGCGUGUUUCUCUGCACAGAGCCCAGGCUUCGAGAACACGGUCAGCCCAAAUGAACUUCACUCCUGCACCGGCACACCCACGGCGAAAGGCGCGAGCUAGGACUGGAGCGAUGACCCAACCGCCGCCACCGGUCUUCGAGAUCCCGACCAGGAACCGCUUUGCCGCCCUCUGCGAGACGGAAUGCAACGCUGUGGUCAUCGGAGACUCAAUCGUCCGGAACGUACCUGCGAUCCUGAAGGACGAUGCUAACGUCGGAGCUGUCGUGCUGCACGCGGGGGUGAAUGACGUCAGGAUGAGGCAGUCGGAGAUCCUGAAGAGGGACUUCAGGAGUCUGAUCGAGACGGUACGCAACGCAUCGCCCACGGCGAGGAUCAUCGUAUCAGGGCCGCUUCCUACCUACCGACGAGGGAAUGAAAACUUCUGGAAGAAAUGAAGAAGUUGGAUUUUCCUCUUAAUGGUCGUCAGGUGAAAUAUGAUGUUAAUGGUGAUCCAGCUGUCAGUUAUGCAGUUGUGCUGUGGCACACUGAAACAAAACCUCCAU
Molecule: messenger RNA, 804 nt
Organism: Triplophysa rosa
Lineage: Eukaryota; Metazoa; Chordata; Actinopteri; Cypriniformes; Nemacheilidae
Exons: 3
Coding region: 43-696 (217 amino acids)
Source: RefSeq, a predicted model, not a curated record